UCGGGAAUGAAAUGCUCAACUAGUGCUGCCAGAAUAACACGAGAGGGGGAGGUUUAGUGUGCGAGGAGCGUAAAGCCAAAGUUGAGGUGUCAUUUGUGAUCUCAAUUGAGUAAACGCACACAAAUGGUACGAGUGAAGAAAUCAAGAGAGAGAGAGAGACAGGAGGGGCCGUCCUUACUUGCUCUUCUAAGCAGGAGUGAGAGGAGGUCCAGAGGGAGGAGGCACACGGGGAGAGCAGGAUUGAGAAAGAGAGUGAGGAAAAGAAGUGGCGCUCUGUUUGCGGAGCAGUCUGGGACCAUGCUGUCAAGUAGCUCUCUGAUCUGGAUUGGGGCGCUGCUUCUGGGGCUUGAGGCUUCGCUGACCAGGGCAUCUGAUUUCCAGCACCAUGCUUAUGAGGAGAUGGUGAGGGCUCUUUUUGCCGUCCAAAGCGAUUGCCCCUACAUCACUCGCAUCUACAGCAUCGGUCGCAGCAUAGAGGGACGGCACCUAUAUGUCCUGGAGUUCAGUGAUAAUCCUGGCAUCCAUGAAGCAUUGGAGCCUGAGUUCAAGUACGUAGGGAACAUGCAUGGGAAUGAGGUGCUCGGCAGGGAGCUGCUCAUCAACUUAGCCCAGUUCUUGUGCGAGGAAUACCGGGCAGGAAACGAGCGAAUCACGCACCUCAUCCACGACACACGGAUCCACAUCCUUCCUUCGAUGAACCCAGAUGGAUAUGAGGUUGCAGCCAGGCAGGGUCCAGAGUUCAACGGCUACUUAGUGGGACGUGGAAACUCAAAGGAGAUGGACCUGAACCGCAACUUCCCAGAUCUGAAUGCUCUUAUGUUCUACUAUGAGAAGCACAAUGGCCAAAACCACCACCUGCCACUACCAGACAACUGGGAACUACAGGUUGAGCCAGAGACUUUAGCGGUGAUAAAAUGGAUGCAGAAUUACAACUUUGUUCUGUCGGCUAACCUCCACGGUGGAGCUGUAGUCGCCAACUACCCCUUUGAUAAGUCUCGUGAGCCCCGAAUAAGAGGCAAAACGACAUACUCGGCUACCCCUGAUGAUAAAAUAUUCAAAAAGUUGGCAAAGACAUACUCCUAUGCCCACAGCUGGAUGCAUAAGGGCUGGAACUGCGGUGAUUACUUUGAUGAAGGAAUCACAAAUGGAGCCAGCUGGUACUCUCUGUCUAAGGGGAUGCAGGACUUCAACUACCUCCACACAAACUGCUUUGAGAUUACUCUGGAGCUCAGCUGUGAUAAGUUUCCUCCAGCGACAGCUCUAGCCAGUGAGUGGCUUGCCAACAGAGAGGCUCUGGUGUCCUACAUGGAGCAAGUGCACCAUGGGAUUAAAGGCAUGGUCUAUGAUGAGAACAACAACCCAAUUAGCAAUGCCGUGAUCUCUGUUGCAGGCAUAAACCAUGAUAUCACCAGCGGAACGGAUGGAGACUAUUUCCGUCUGCUCUUGCCGGGUACCUACACAGUGACGGCUUCUGCACUAGGAUACCAACCCUUUACCAGCAUGGUAACAGUGGGACCGGCUGAAGCUGUACAGUUGCAUUUCUAUUUGAAAGUUCAACCAAAAGGGACAAACUUGAACAUUAAAGGUUAUCCCAACAAGAAAGGUUCAUCAACGGCUAAAAUUCCUCCGACCAACCUUGGCCCAAGAUAAAGAGCAAGAACUCUUCCCUCGACAUAGACAAAACAAGUCUUUGCUUUUUAAACUGAUGAACAACCAAGGGAAACAUGGACUCUCACUGUGACGAACCUCACUUUACUAUAUCAUGUAGAUUCUCUGUUGUUUGUAAAUGCAUAAACGUGUGUUUUUCAUUGUGAAAUCCAUAUUUUGCUCUCAUGUUCUUGUGGAACUUAAAUAUAUAUGUAUGUCUUAUAGCGGCUUGGAACAGGAAAAAGUAAUGUACUGUAAAAAA
Sinocyclocheilus grahami is the source of this 1909-nucleotide messenger RNA. RefSeq names its product carboxypeptidase N, polypeptide 1 (gene cpn1). Gene Ontology annotation, molecular function: zinc ion binding; metallocarboxypeptidase activity. The transcript has 9 exons. NCBI's taxonomy places the organism in Eukaryota, Metazoa, Chordata, Actinopteri, Cypriniformes, Cyprinidae. Gene Ontology annotation, biological process: protein processing; peptide metabolic process. The coding region runs from base 124 to 1650 and encodes 508 amino acids. The record is from RefSeq and is a predicted model, not a curated record.